Molecule: messenger RNA, 1677 nt
Organism: Hyaloperonospora brassicae
Lineage: Eukaryota; Oomycota; Peronosporomycetes; Peronosporales; Peronosporaceae
Source: the annotation of a GenBank genome assembly
AUGACCAGCAGCGACACGUCUGCGCGGCCACUGGCCGAGACCGUACUCUACGCCGAGUUCGACUUGAUCAAAGGCAGUACGCUCCGCGGCAGCUACCCGCGCUCGUUUACGCACUACUCGCCCGAGUUUUUUGCCGACAUCAUGUUGCCCGAAGGUGUGCACAACCGGCACGAGGACUUUACCAUCUUUUUCCUCAACCGGCACACGUCGCCCAAAGGUCUCUUAGGCGUAGACCAUUGUGUACCCGAUGGGGCUACUGCUACUUCGGAUGCUGCUACUUUUUCGUCGGACAUCAGUCCCACAGACUCGACGCGAGUGGAGGAGGACGGGCGGGACCCACUCAAGCGCUUCAUGUACUGCCUCAGCGUCGUGCGCACGACUCACGACACAGCCGCUCGACGCGGCGCCAAAGUGACAGCCGUCGCGCUGUGCUCGACGUACAGGACGUGCGUGGCGCUCAAGGACGUGCUGAAUAUGGCGGUCCUGAAGAUGGUGGCCACGACCUCCGAGACGGAGAGUGAGCAGGUGCUGAGAGAGCUUUUCGACGUCGUGAAUGCUGUCGACAUCUCUGGCCUCAGCAGUAUGUCGAGUCUGGAGCGGAGGCUCAGUCGGUGCCGCUCGAUUGGCCGCUCGGGACGAGCUCAGGACGAUCCGAACGAGGCCACGACGCUUGCAAAAGCCCGACUCUUCCAGACAGAAGCUUGUUGGGACGACAUUUCCAUGUCUCUGCAAUUUCAAAUUGGCAAUACGGACGACCAGCACGACGACGGCACGUUGAUGCUCUUGCUGCAGACGUUUGGAGACCAGACAAUGGUGCUGUUCAAUGCGGUGCUGACGGGCCAACGGGUGGUCAUGCUGGGGUACAAUCGACCGGCGGGCGAAGUCUGUAACUUUGUGCUUGCCACUAGCUCCCUCGUGUGUCCACCGCUGUUUGGACUUGUUGAUCGCCAGUAUCCGUAUGCAAAUCUCACGGAUUUAGGCUUCCUGUCCACGCCUGGAUAUAUCGCUGGCGUGACGAACCCAAUGUUCAAGACGAAGCGCGAAUGGUGGGAUGUGCUAUGCGACAUUUCGACCGGUGAAGUGUUUGCGGCAGCGCCAGUGGAGAAAGAGGAAUACGAUGCUUUGGAUCGUAACUUUGUCCUCGAGGUAUUGGACGGAGUAGCUGCAGGUUACGACGAAGAAUGGGUGCGGAGCAUGUACGAGGAGUACGUGUGCAAAAAUGUCGUGGACAUUGCGGUGGGGGAGGCGAAUUACCUGAGCCGUGACGCGCUGGCAAAAUGCUCAGCAAUGAACAACAAGCGUAUCACCAACAAGUGGAGACCUGCACAGAAGACAGGUGUGGACCUAAAGCGGCAUAUCCGGAGUCUUCAAGGUGACAUGAUGGAGCUGGAUGACACGCUCGUGGAGAAAAUUUACUCGGACUUUGUAGCGCUCUUGGAGACGGAGCUGGAGCUGCAGGAGUUCUUGAGUUUCUUGCCGGUGCUGCGUGGAGGCUUGCAAACCGUUGCACAGGGGAUAUUUCAUCCGUCCAUCAGCGUCAAGUACAACACUGUGGUGCUGCUGAAGCGCCUGGAACAGUUUCCCUCGACUGCAUCCAGCGUGCACAAACUGAAUCCGUUCCUUCUGAUGUCGUACCAGCGGAUCCAUGAUGUUGUCAAGCCCGAUGUAAAAGAGUAA